Brugia malayi is the source of this 606-nucleotide messenger RNA. RefSeq lists its product as uncharacterized. Bases 1 to 606 code for a protein of 201 amino acids. The record is from RefSeq and is a predicted model, not a curated record. Lineage: Eukaryota; Metazoa; Nematoda; Chromadorea; Rhabditida; Onchocercidae. Gene Ontology annotation, molecular function: calcium ion binding. The transcript is spliced from 5 exons.
AUGGGAAUAAUUGGAAGUAAAGAAGAUAACGAUAAGAAAAGAAAGAGAGCAUGCAAGAAAAUUUCGAAAGAAGAUUUAUUGGAAUUGGAAAGCAAAACAUAUUUCACCAAAAAGGAAUUACGAAAAUGGUACAAAGAUUUUAUCAAAGAUUAUCCUGCCGGUGAGCUACGAAUGGAAGAAUUUCAUAAUAUUUACAAACAAUUCUUUCCAAAUGGCGAUCCAACAAAAUUUGCAACAUUUGUGUUCAAUGUUUUUGAUAGUAAUAAAGAUGGUUGUAUAUCAUUUCACGAAUUCAUUACAGCAUUAUCAAUUACAUCACGCGGUACACUUGAUGAAAAAUUAGACUGGGCUUUUUCACUGUAUGAUGUUGACAAAGACGGUUAUAUAACAAAAGAUGAAAUGGGUGACAUUGUUGAAGCAAUUCAUUCAAUGAUUGGUAAUAUUAUUGAGUUACCCAAAGAUGAGGAUACACCUGAGAAACGAGUUGCUAAAAUUUUCUCUAAUAUGGAUAAUAAUCUUGACGGUAAAUUAACGCUCGAAGAAUUCAAACAAGGUUCUAAAAAUGAUCCAUGCAUUGUACAGGCACUUACAACCGAUGCUCAUUGA